Saccharomyces paradoxus is the source of this 468-nucleotide messenger RNA. It is a transcript of the gene AIM29, whose product is annotated as Aim29p. The record is from RefSeq and is a predicted model, not a curated record. The coding region runs from base 1 to 468 and encodes 155 amino acids. The transcript has a single exon. NCBI's taxonomy places the organism in Eukaryota, Fungi, Ascomycota, Saccharomycetes, Saccharomycetales, Saccharomycetaceae.
AUGAAUUCGGCUAAAAGACAGAAAAUGACAACAACCUAUCAUGACUACGACCUGGAAGAGCCAUUAACCUCAAAUGCCAGGCCACUGAAGAAUUCUGUUAUUACAGUUAGAAUAAUAAAGUCUUUUCCGUAUAGAAACGUCAAGAACAUAGUACUGCACGAUUAUGAUCUUGCUGACAAAACUGCAAAGGACCUUUUUAAUGACAUUUUGAACAAAAUUCAGAAUGAUGGUUCAUUGAGACCAUUCCGCAGUGUUAAGUACGAUACUCUAAAGAUAUAUACACACGCACAUGGUUCCAAAACGGUUAAUCUUGUAAUUAAUUUUGAUCACGAUGACGACUGGACCUUAGACACAGAGAAUGACAAGAAGAAGCUGUUUGAGUACGGCAUUGAGAAUGAAACCGAGAUUUCAAUUUUCAACAGAGAUGAUUAUCUAAGGUUUAAAGAAAACCCUGAAGAAAAAUGGUGA